CAAAAUUUCCAAUAUGGUGGUUUUCCUUAUCAAGUCUUGCAUAUCAAGAAAUUUUAAAUAACAAUAGCAUAUUGCCACAAUGUCGUUGUUUAACGAAAUGAGAGAAGAUGGACAGCUUCAUUAUAUAUCUCAAAAAUUAGCAGAAUCAGUUGAAAUCAUAUUAAACCCAAGUUCUUCGCACGAUAAAAGACUUCAAGCAACGAAGUUCUGCGAGGAAUUUAAAGAAAGCAAAACAAACUUGCUUCAAUGUGGUCACUACUUAUACAAAAGUCGCAACAACUUUGUGGUGAAACAUUUUGGAUUGCAGCUCAUACACCAUGGCAUUAGGGUCAACUGGAAUAACAUGACACACAAAGAGAAAAAUGAUUUAAAGUCAUUGGCUUUGAAACAUAUUAAAACGAAUCCAGUUUCCUUACUCGAUGAACCAACUUAUUUGAAAGAUGCGAUAGCGAAAUAUGCAGUGGAAAUAAUGAAAAGGGAAUGGCCACAAAACUGGCCUGAUGUUAUAAACCAACUUGGGGAUAUAGCUCAACAGGGGCCCUCACAGUUGUUCACCGUUUUACGUACGUUGUUAUUUCUGGCCGAAGAUGUUACGAAUGCAGACGGAGAUUUACCGUCUGAACGACGGAAAGAUAUGAUGUCGGCAAUGAACGUCAUCAUUGAAGAUCUUUUUAAGUUUUUCGUAAAAACUCUUCGAAAUACCGCGGAAACACUGAAAUCACUGAAAAUGCAGAAUGACGAUGAGCUGAACAGACAGAUUCUUGAAAAUAAACUUCUCGCUGAAACGAGUUUAAACACGCUCUGUGGAUAUGUGGAUUGGGUGAAUAUAAUCUAUAUAGUCCAGGAAAAUGCUCUUUUACUCCAAACACUCUGCUUACUCUUACGUUACAACGAACUUCGCCUGAAAGCAGCAGAAUGUUUUGAAGGUGUAGUUAUGCGAAAGGGACCAACUACAGAGAGAGUUCCAUUGUUGAUAUUGUUUAGUAUGGAUGCUUUAUCUUUGAUAUUUUCAUCUAUAACAGAUAUAAUCAAAUCUCACAAUGAUGAUCUGAAUGAAGAAAAUCAUAUUUUUCUUAAGAGAGUUUGCAAUAUAUUGUCAUCACUUGGCCAAUUACAACUAGCCAAUAUUUGGGGUUCUCCUAAUCAUGCUGACAUAGACGAACCCGUUCAUUUUGACGUGUAUCUACAAGCACUGAUAUUUUUAUACAAACACAAAAACAUGAUUAUGUCAGAUUUAAUCAGCAAAACGUAUUUGGCAUUUUUGACAAACAAGACCAUUUGCAAGAACGCUACAUUUUGUUCGUAUAUACCACAAAUUUUAGAAAUAUCCAAAACGAAAAUAUCGAGGGGGCUACAUCCAGCAUUAAAUUCAAGCAAUUUGUUAUACCCAGAUGUAGAUUUUGGCUCCUUCGCUGAGAAAUACACAGCUUGGACAAAUUUGAGAAAGAGUACAAAAGAUAUAAUUCAAGAUAUUACGUCGUUAUAUCCAUCUGACGCUUUUCUUCAUACAGCCAGCUGGCUUGUUAACUUAACUUCAACUCCUAUUACGACACAAGUGUCCGAGAAUAGCGUUGAGUAUUGUGAAUGGGAUAGUUUGGCAAGCUUUACAAGUUCAGUUGUCAAUCGAUUAUUCAAAAAUGGCAUCUCAUUUGUAAAGGAAUUUAAUGAAUGUCGUUUAAAAAUGGGCGAUACAUUUAUCUCAUUUGGCGAUUUAGCAAAGAAAUGCAUCGAAUCGUUACUUCGUUACAACACCGAGGCUCUAUUAAUUCAAAAUAUCGUACUGCAAAUGCUGGAAUCUUUUAUACCAUUCCUUGAGAUUCACAGCGAACUUCUUUUAAAGCUUGUUUACAAGCUAUUUACAGCUGUAGUUUACAAGCCCAGUGAUGGAGAGGAUUGUCAGUCGUUGAAAAGUUCAGAAUAUCGACGCUCGGCCGGAUCAAUAUGGAUAAGACUUUGUCUCACUCACAACAAAUUAAUGAUUAACAUCAUUGAUGACCUCACAAAGCAAGUUGAAUUAACAUUUAUCGGCUAUAACGACAUGACUAUGGAAAAAUCUUUUAUGAUGGAAGGUUUAGUUGCAAUAAGCAAUGGCUUCUCACAUUAUGAAAAGCAAUCAGCAUAUCUAAAACAAAUCAUGAAUCCUGUGAAAGAGCAAUGGACAAGUGCCGAAAUUGAACACGCGUUAUUGAGUCCAGAGGCAUUUUAAAGUAUGUUGGUCUUGAUAUUUCAAACGCAGAUGAAUCAAGAGCUAAAGAACGGAGAAACAAGCUACAAAUGUGUCAACGGUUUAUCCACGUGAUUUUAAAACGAGUCGAAAUCCCCAAAG
Xenia sp. Carnegie-2017 is the source of this 2326-nucleotide messenger RNA. RefSeq names its product exportin-5-like. Gene Ontology annotation, cellular component: nucleus; RNA nuclear export complex; cytoplasm. Gene Ontology annotation, molecular function: nuclear export signal receptor activity; small GTPase binding; RNA binding. Lineage: Eukaryota; Metazoa; Cnidaria; Anthozoa; Malacalcyonacea; Xeniidae. Gene Ontology annotation, biological process: RNA export from nucleus; protein export from nucleus. The coding region runs from base 80 to 2206 and encodes 708 amino acids. The transcript is spliced from 23 exons. The record is from RefSeq and is a predicted model, not a curated record.